AUGAAGCUCUCCGUCUUCAGCGCCAAAGCCUACGAUAGGACCUACCUCGACGACGUCCUGACGACCCGCUUCCCCAACCUCUGCACGAUAGAAUACCAUUCCUUCUCGCUCUCCGCCGAAACCGCGCCCCUCGCACACGGCAGCGAUGCAGUCUCCGUCUUUGUCAACGACACCCUCGACGCUGCCGUGCUCCACGCCCUGCAUGCCGGCGGUGUCCGGGCCAUCCUCCUCCGCUGCGCAGGCUUCAACCACGUCGACCUGGCCACCGCCGAAAAGCUAGGCCUCUUCGUCGCGAACGUACCGGCGUACUCGCCCGAAGCCGUGGCCGAGUUCGCGGUGACGCUAGUGCAGACGCUGAAUCGGAAGACGCACCGGGCGUAUACGCGGGUGCGGGAGGGGAACUUCAAUAUCGAGGGGCUACUCGGCAUGACGCUGCACGGGAAGACGGUGGGGAUAGUCGGGGUGGGACGGAUUGGACUGGCGACUGCGCGGAUUUUCCACGGGUUUGGGUGUCGAUUGUUAGCGUACGAUCCCUUUGCCGGGGAGGAGUUUACUCGGUACGGGACUCUGGUGGAGUUGGAUACCUUGUUGCAGGAGAGUGAUAUUGUUAGUUUGCAUUGUCCGUUGACGGAGGGGACGCGGUAUUUGAUUAACCAGAAGACGUUGGCACGGAUGAAACCCGGUGCGAUGCUGGUGAAUACCUCGCGGGGCGGAUUGAUUGACACGACGGCCGUGAUCGAGGCGCUCAAGAAGAAACAGCUGGGUGCGUUGGCGUUGGAUGUGUACGAGGCCGAGGGGGAGAUCUUUUAUAAAGACCACUUCGGGGAGAUCAUUGACGAUGAUGGGUUGAUGCGGUUGAUGACGUUUCCGAAUGUUUUGGUUUGUGGGCAUCAGGGCUUCUUUACGAGUGAGGCUUUGACGGAGAUUUCGAGUGUGACGUUGUCAAAUCUCUCUGAUUUUGUUGAGGGCAGGUCGUGUCCUAAUUCUCUAGUGACCGAGGGUCAUGUCCUGGUUCGUAGAGACACCGCGCCUGUGCGAUUAUAA
Messenger RNA from Penicillium brasilianum, 1044 nucleotides. Lineage: Eukaryota; Fungi; Ascomycota; Eurotiomycetes; Eurotiales; Aspergillaceae. The record is from the annotation of a GenBank genome assembly.